GCUUGGUGUAAUUGCAGAGUCUUCUCACCAAUGAGCGCCGUGAUUAGACUAUUCCAUCCCAUCUCCUCCCCCAGGAGUGCAAACCUUCUGAUGUGUUCUUGUCCCUCUCCUCUGCGGCGAGGUAAUUACAACAAAUUAGAGGCAGGAACACCUCAAAGAUCGCAGCUUCGAUCACACAAAUAAGACGGGCACGUUCCUUCUGCCAGGGUGAGUCCGGUUGUCAGUGAAGCGGCCUGAGAAUGUAAUUCACUCUGAAAACGAUCGCGACUUGGCCGAGGUCCAGACAAAGCUGGGGAGGCGGCUUCCUAUUGAUUGCGGAAUUGGUAGGUGUGACGACCGAAGGUGAGCAACAACAGUUGUACGUGUGACUCCAACAAGAUCGGACGGACGGGCGCCGAGGCGGAAUCUCUACAAUGGUUCCAGCCAAUGAUCUGCUGUAACUAGUUCCUUCCCGUAACGCUUAAAGUGCGCAUUUAGACGCUGUACAAACGUUCAUAUCUACGGAUGGUGGUAGAGAGGGAUGCCCCAGAGCACAUUCUCGAUCCACGUAAACCUGGGUAGGUUCGGCAGGCCGCCUCCAGUUGCGCUCCCCUGGAGAUGUUCCUGAAGGCCCGGAAGAUGGUGACGUGUGGGAAGAGGCCGCUGAUGAUCCUGACGUGCCUGUGCUCGUCUCUGUCCCUGGGGUUCCUGGUGGUGGCGGUCGGGACGGACUACUGGCUCUACACGGCAGAGUACGUCAUGUUACCCAACAAGACUCUGGACGUCAGUGUGGAGGUCCACUCCGGACUGUGGCGAGUCUGCCCCAUCAUGGCUAACGGAAGCGGCAUGUGCGUGAAGAUCUCGACGUUUGGAGCACCUCUGGGUAAAAACUACGGACCCAGCAAGUACACCACGCCCUCCAUCAUGAGAGUGAUUUCCUCCGCCAUGCCGUUUCCGGUAGUGAGUCUGGUGAUGACGUUUCUCGGCUGCGUGGUGUCCACCAUCGGCCAUGUCAACCCCAGGAGGAAGCUCAACGCCUUCGCCUCCGGAAUCCUCUUCAUACUUUCCGGUCUGUUCACCGUGGUGGGCCUGAUAGUGUACAUCUCCGCCAUCAAUGACGAGGUGAUGCACCGGGACAAGAAGAACUUCGCCGACUCCUCCUUCCACUACCAGUACAGCUGGUCCUUCUUCAUGGCCGCCAUGUCAUUCGGGCUGACGGAACUGUCCGGAGUCCUCUCCAUCUACCUCUUCAUCAGACUGUACAUGAGCGAUGACGAGAAGGCGCGAAGCCGCGCGGUGUCCAGACGUGCCAUGUACCCGUCCCCGUGUCUGUCCGCCCCGCCCACGCCCCGGGGAUCCACGUACGACCACGUGGGGUACCCGUGCAGGAGCCUCUCUAACGUUAACGACGGCCCGUACGCGCCACGCAGCCCCUCCAGCACCUCUCUGGGAGGCUACAAGAUGCGGAACUCCACAAAUCACUUGGAAGGAGGCUACCCGUUCAUCGCGGAGUACAAGGCCCGGAAUCCUGCACACAACCCGGCCGAUGAGGAAGGUUACCCUAUGUCAUACCAGACCGCCAUCGUGAACAGAUACCCCGAGAGACUGACUAUAUUAUGACACAACCGCAUGUCUCUGCCUUCUGACUCGAAGAGCACAGACGUAUGAACAUAUCACCAUGCACGGGUAGCAUUUACCUGAAGACGUGCAGUCCAGGCUGUAGCGUUUCCUACAAACUGAUAUGGUUGACAUGAGUGCGCUUCCUUGGAUGCAACUCCACUGAACAUAAGAAAGAAGCUGUCUAUCGUCACAGAGCAAGUGCUACUGACCCAGUCAGUCCGAAAGUCACCAAACUGUCAUCAGGAACACCGGGUAACGGAGUGGGAAGGAUGUAAUAUUGGCAUUGCAUGCGCGCAGUGGUUGUUGGGAUCCGAUACUAUGUACCGUGUAAUUCGUGAGCACAAGAAGCCCUAUGGUAUAGUGCCUUGCGUCGGUUCUUGCUUCGAAAAUCUCUCUCGAUGCAAGGUGGGAAGUCGCAUCGAAGUACGACAACAGAGACCUGUGAGAUUCCCUGCAAGGCACCACAGUUUAAAGACACAUGGACACAACGCGUGGAUCCGUGUACAGCCAUCAUAUGCAGCACCAAGCAAAGCGCUAAAGCUUGUUUACCAAUGACGCCAAACGCCUAAGUAACUUCAAAGACAGCGGGAGGCGGAUGCAAAAUUGCUGAGAAAUAUAAAGCCUUGAACACGCUACGUCUGCUAUGGACAUGAUGUCUGACUGGUCAAUGAAUAUUUGUAAAUCGGGAGGCACCAUCUGUAAAUAUUAGAGAACACGUUUGACUUUUAUGUAAACGAAUUCACGCAUAGUGUGAAUGUUUGCGAUACCGUUUAUUCAACAGACGAAAUAUCAUCGUAGUAAUUAUGCCGAUUUUGUUCCAAAUUGUCGAUACAGUGGUAACUGUUGGUAGCGUGCAUCUUCAAAUAGAGGUUGGAGGGACGAUUGUGACGUUCUUCUGACUUGCCCCGACCUCUGCUAUGCUAGAAAAUUGGUCAGAAGAAGGUUUCUACGUUUCAAGAAGGUCACAACCUUCCGAUCUAACCUCUGCAGAGUUGGUAUAGUGCUGUAGCCUAAUGUUUCAGUCAUUGUAGUAACAUCAGUGUUGUGUAUAUUUGGUAAGCAGUCGGGGUACAGACGUGCUUUGUACGUACUACGAAUAAAAUGCCAUUCAGUC
Branchiostoma floridae (Florida lancelet) is the source of this 2713-nucleotide messenger RNA. RefSeq names its product voltage-dependent calcium channel gamma-5 subunit-like. Gene Ontology annotation, biological process: neurotransmitter receptor transport, postsynaptic endosome to lysosome; postsynaptic neurotransmitter receptor diffusion trapping; neurotransmitter receptor internalization. Gene Ontology annotation, cellular component: AMPA glutamate receptor complex; postsynaptic density membrane. Gene Ontology annotation, molecular function: voltage-gated calcium channel activity; channel regulator activity. The transcript has 4 exons. The record is from RefSeq and is a predicted model, not a curated record. The coding region runs from base 598 to 1599 and encodes 333 amino acids. Lineage: Eukaryota; Metazoa; Chordata; Leptocardii; Amphioxiformes; Branchiostomatidae.